AACCUACAUUACAAAACAUUAGAGUUUUAUAUUUGUGAUCCACUUCAUACUAUAUUCAGCUAUGUUUUCAGUUCUCCCUGAUUGGAGGCAUUUCCCAUGAUCCCUUGGGCUUCUAUACUCUUUGGUUCAGUGAUAAAAUGAGCCAGACAGCAGAAAUAACCGAGCGCCUCCCCGUCGGCAGGUGGCGCUGAGCGCGGAUGAGGCGUCGUGACGCGCUCGGUUUUCAUGAGAGACGCAUGGACGCUCACUGACGUCAAAGCGGAGCUGCAUGUGGCAGAAGGAUCAGACCUUCAUUAAACUCUCUAGUUUACGCAUAUAUCACUCUAUUAAUAUUUAUUUCACUGUAUUUCCACGCUGACUGCGUGAACGCGCCGCAGUCAUGGUGAAGGAGCAGUUUAGAGAGACGGAUGUGGCCAAAAAGAUAAGUCACAUCUGUUUUGGCAUGAAGUCAGCAGAGCAGAUGAGACAACAGGCUCAUAUUCAGGUGGUCAGCAAGAACCUUUACAGCCAAGACACCAGCCACACACCGCUGCAGUAUGGAGUCCUGGACCACCGCAUGGGUACCAGCGAGAAGGACAGACCAUGUGAAACCUGCGGGAAGAACCUGGCCGACUGUCUCGGUCACUACGGGUAUCUGGACCUGGAGUUGCCCUGCUUUCAUGUCGGAUACUUUAAAGCCAUUAUUGGGAUCCUGCAGAUGAUCUGUAAGACGUGUUCUCACAUCCUUCUCACCAAAGAGGAAAAACUUCAGUUUCUGGAUUACUUGCGUAGACCUGGACUGGCGUACCUGCAGAAGCGUGGCCUCAAGAAGAAGAUCUCUGACAAAUGCAGGAAGAAGACCACGUGUGUGCAUUGCAGCGCAUUUAAUGGCCCUGUAAAGAAAUGUGGCUUGCUGAAGAUCAUUCAUGAGAAGUACAAGACCACAAAGAAGGUCAUCGAUCCCAUGGUGUCUGAUUUCCUCCAGUCGUUUGAUAUUGCCAUCGAGCACAAUAAAGAAGUGGAGCCACUACUGACCAGAGCACAGGAAAAUCUCAAUCCUCUGGUCUCGUUGAACCUUUUCCGGAGGAUUCCUAACGAGGACGUUCCUCUUCUGCUGAUGAAUCCAGAGUCUGGGAAACCCGCUGACCUCAUCCUGACACGCCUGUUAGUGCCGCCCCUCUGCAUCCGGCCCUCCGUCGUCAGCGACCUCAAAUCGGGCACUAAUGAGGAUGAUCUGACCAUGAAGUUAACAGAAAUCAUCUUUCUCAAUGAUGUCAUCAAGAAGCACCGUAUGUCAGGAGCAAAAACGCAGAUGAUCAUGGAGGACUGGGACUUCCUGCAACUCCAGUGCGCUCUCUAUAUCAACAGCGAGCUGUCGGGCAUCCCGCUCAAUAUGGCACCCAAGAAAUGGACCCGCGGCUUUGUGCAAAGACUCAAGGGAAAACAGGGGCGGUUUCGUGGUAACCUGUCUGGAAAGAGAGUGGAUUUCUCAGGCAGAACUGUCAUCUCUCCCGAUCCGAACCUGAGGAUCGAUGAGGUCGCUGUACCGGUGCACGUCGCCAAAAUCCUCACCUACCCGGAGAAGGUGAAUAAAGCCAACAUUGAACUGAUGAGGAAGCUGGUGCGUAACGGUCCUGAUGUUCACCCAGGAGCAAAUUUUAUACAGCAGCGACACAUGCAGAUGAAGAGGUUUUUGAAGUACGGUAAUCGGGAGAAGAUGGCUCAGGAGCUGAAGUACGGUGACGUGGUUGAGAGACACAUGAUUGACGGCGAUAUCGUCCUCUUCAACCGGCAGCCGUCUCUGCACAAACUCAGCAUCAUGGCUCAUAUUGCGCGUGUGAAACCUCAUCGGACGUUUCGUUUUAACGAAUGUGUUUGCACGCCAUACAACGCUGACUUCGACGGAGACGAGAUGAACCUUCACCUGCCGCAGACGGAGGAGGCCAAAGCUGAAGCGCUCGUGCUCAUGGGGACGAAGGCUAAUCUGGUCACUCCACGAAACGGUGAGCCGCUGAUCGCAGCCAUUCAGGACUUCCUGACAGGCGCGUACCUGCUCACGCUCAAAGACACGUUCUUCGACCGAACCAAAACCUGUCAGAUCGUCGCCUCCAUUCUGGUGGGAAAAGACGAGAAAAUCAAGAUCUCGCUCCCGCCUCCUGCUAUUCUGAAGCCGAUCAGGCUGUGGACGGGGAAGCAGAUCUUCAGUCUGAUACUCAAGCCCAGUAAAAGCUCUCUGGUGAAGGCCAACCUGCGCACCAAAGGCAAACAGUACUGCGGGAAAGGGGAGGAUCUGUGUGCUAAUGAUUCCUUUGUGGUGAUCCAGAACAGUGAGCUGAUGUGCGGCAGCAUGGAUAAAGGAACUCUGGGAUCCGGAUCCAAGAAUAACAUCUUCUACAUCCUGUUGCGAGACUGGGGUCAGCAGGAGGCCGCAGAUGCCAUGUCACGUCUCGCCCGUCUGGCUCCUGUUUAUCUCUCGAAUCGAGGUUUCUCCAUUGGGAUCGGAGAUGUGACGCCUGGACAGGGACUCUUGAAGGCCAAACAAGAACUACUGGACGCUGGCUAUAAGAAAUGUGACGAGUAUAUCGAAGCUCUGAAGACGGGCAGGUUACAGCAGCAGCCGGGCUGCACCGCAGAGGAAACACUGGAGGCGUUGAUCCUGAAGGAGCUGUCCGUCAUCAGAGAUCACGCUGGCAGUGCGUGUUUGAGAGAACUGGACAAAAGCAACAGUCCGCUGAUCAUGGCUCUGUGUGGAUCCAAAGGUUCAUUCAUUAACAUCUCACAGAUGAUCGCGUGCGUCGGGCAGCAGGCCAUCAGCGGCUCUCGUGUUCCCGAUGGCUUUGAGAACCGUUCGCUGCCUCACUUUGAAAAACACUCCAAACUCCCUGCUGCGAAGGGCUUUGUGGCAGACAGCUUUUAUUCUGGUCUGACCCCCACCGAGUUCUUCUUCCACACUAUGGCUGGUAGGGAAGGUCUGGUCGACACGGCCGUAAAAACAGCAGAGACCGGAUACAUGCAGAGGCGUCUGGUGAAGUCUCUGGAGGACUUGUGCUCUCAGUACGAUCUGACGGUGCGCAGCUCCACCGGUGACAUCAUACAGUUCAUCUACGGCGGAGACGGACUCGACCCCGCAGCCAUGGAGGGAAAAGACGAACCGCUGGAGUUCAAAAGAGUCCUCGACAACAUCAGAGCGGUUUACGGCUGUCCAGGUGAGCCUGCGCUGAGCAGAAACGAGCUGAUCUUAACCUCGGACUCCAUCAUGAAGAGAAAAGACUUCCUGUGCUGUAAAGACAUGUUUCUGGAGGAAAUCAAAAAGUUCAUCAAAACAGUUUCAGAGAAAAUCAAAAAGACACGUGACAAGUACGGCAUCAACGACAACGGAACAACAGAGCCUAAAGUUCUGUACCAACUGGACAGAAUCACUCCGACCCAGUUGGAGAAGUUUCUGGAAACCUGCAGGGACAAAUAUAUGAGGGCGCAGAUGGAGCCGGGCUCUGCUGUCGGGGCCCUGUGUGCUCAGAGCAUCGGGGAGCCGGGGACUCAGAUGACCCUCAAGACGUUUCACUUCGCUGGAGUCGCUUCCAUGAACAUCACUCUGGGAGUCCCGAGAAUCAAAGAAAUCAUAAAUGCAUCCAAAAACAUCAGUACACCCAUCAUAAGUGCCAACCUGGAUACCGAUGUUGACCCAGACUUCGCUCGGCUGGUGAAAGGACGCAUUGAGAAAACUCUACUGGGAGAGAUUUCCGAGUACAUCGAGGAGGUUUUCCUGCCUGAUGAUUGUUUCAUCCUGGUGAAGCUGUCACUCGAGAGGAUUCGUCUUCUGAGGUUGGAGGUGAACGCAGAGACAGUGCGAUACUCCAUCUGUACGUCAAAGCUGCGGGUGAAGCCAGGCGAUAUCGCGGUUCAUGGAGAAGCUGUGGUCUGUGUGACUCCCAGAGAAAACAGCAAGAGCUCCAUGUACUACGUCCUGCAGUCGCUCAAACAGGAGCUUCCUAAGGUGGUGGUCCAGGGCAUCCCUGAAGUGUCACGUGCCGUCAUUCACAUCGAUGAACAGAGCGGCAAACAAAAGUUCAAACUGCUGGUGGAGGGAGAUAAUCUCAGGGCUGUCAUGGCGACACACGGCGUCAACGGCAACAGAACAACAUCCAACAACACGUACGAGGUCGAGAGGACGUUAGGCAUCGAAGCGGCGAGAUCCACCAUCAUUAACGAGAUCCAGUACACCAUGGUAAACCACGGUAUGAGCAUCGACCGCAGACACGUGAUGCUGCUGGCGGAUCUCAUGUCUUAUAAGGGUGAGAUUCUGGGCAUCACCCGCUUUGGUCUGGCCAAGAUGAAGGAGAGUGUUCUCAUGCUGGCGUCCUUUGAGAAGACGGCGGAUCAUCUGUUUGAUGCGGCUUACUUCGGACAGAAAGACUCGGUCUGCGGUGUCUCUGAAUGCAUUAUAAUGGGAAUCCCCAUGAACAUCGGCACUGGACUCUUUAAACUUUUACACAGCGCCACGAAGGAGCCGAAUCCUCCCCGCAGACCUUUGCUCUUUGACAGUCCUGAUUUCCACAUCCCUCUGGCCGUAUAAACCGCUGGCGCGUCUGGACGGCUGUGAUGUGGAGCGUAAUGAGCGUUUGCUGCAGAUCUCCAGCUGUUCUGCACCUCUUAGGUUUUUGUGCCUUCAGGGUUUUUGGCCUCACCAAAACAGUGUUUCCCAUUUGAAACGUUGGGAAUGAUGAUCUGAUGAAUGCAUCUCCAGUAAAACUGAAAUCACUGAUGAUUGAUAUUAUCUUGAUGAUAAUAGGCCUUUAUGUUGGGGUUCCUGUGAACGUUCAGCCCUGUUAUUUUCUCAUUUCAGAUUCUAUUUUUUACUUGUUAAAGGCCAAGUGAUUAAGUUUAAUUGAGGCACUUGUAUUUAUAGAUUAGUAAUCAAAUCUAAUUUAUAUGUGUGCAGUUUUGGUUUCGUUUUCUUUGUGCUGCUGCCGUUUCCUCAAACAGGCAUGGUUGACAUCCAUGUUUAAUGUAAAUAUGUAUCAGGUGUGAAUAAAAUGUACAUUACGACGACACCAGCAGCACAUUCUUUCGUGUUAUUUAU
Messenger RNA from Onychostoma macrolepis, 5059 nucleotides. It is a transcript of the gene polr3a, whose product is annotated as polymerase (RNA) III (DNA directed) polypeptide A. The transcript has 32 exons. The record is from RefSeq and is a predicted model, not a curated record. NCBI's taxonomy places the organism in Eukaryota, Metazoa, Chordata, Actinopteri, Cypriniformes, Cyprinidae. Gene Ontology annotation, biological process: DNA-templated transcription. Gene Ontology annotation, molecular function: DNA-directed RNA polymerase activity; DNA binding. The coding region runs from base 380 to 4552 and encodes 1390 amino acids.